Molecule: messenger RNA, 414 nt
Organism: Triticum dicoccoides
Lineage: Eukaryota; Viridiplantae; Streptophyta; Magnoliopsida; Poales; Poaceae
Exons: 1
Coding region: 3-392 (129 amino acids)
Source: RefSeq, a predicted model, not a curated record
CCAUGUCCGCGCAGGUAGCGGCGCUGAGGACGACGGGGGAGAAUACGAUGGCGACCACGGCGUGGUCGUACGUGGAAUACAUGGCGCGGUGGGAGCGCCAGGUGGAGCGGCGGCAGCUGUUCCUCCGGAGCUACCACUUCUCCCGCGAUGCCGAGGUCUCGCCGCGCGCGCGCACGCGCCGCGUCGUCUGGGCCGGGGCGCGACGGCUGCGUCGAGCCGCCGCCAAGGGGCUCCGCCGCCUCCGGGCGCGCAUACGCCUCUGCUUCGGCUGGGCCGCGCCCGCGCUCCGCCGCCGCUCCUGCCCGCGCCGGUUCCGCUACGGCCGCAUCCCCCGGGCCACGAAGGCGUCGCCGGCCCCGGCCGCGAACGCCGCGUCCGUUUGCUUCUGGUAGGCAGGUCGUGAGCUAGAAAUAG